AUGAAUGAAGGGCCAGUGGCCAGGCUGGGCACCACAGCUGGCAUCCAGUAUUCCAUGGUUGGUGUCCGGUAUGCCACAGUCACCAUGUGCUGUGCCACAGUCGGUGUCCAAUACACCUCUGUUGGCGUCUGGUACGCCAUGACUAUUGUUCGAGGAAAUAAGCCUCGAAAGGAUACUUCAAUCAACGGCCUGCUGGAAGAGUUUGACAAUAUCUCAGUGACACGAUCCAAUUCCCUGCGGAAGGAAAGUCCUCCCACCCACCACCAAGGAAACGCAAACCACGUACCGAGGCAUCAGGAGGAAAAUGGUUAUGUCACAUACUCCCAGUACUCCAGUGAGUCAGACACUACAACAGACUAUGUCGUGGAAAAAUAUCAAGACAAAAGUCUUUACGGGGAAGAGUUAGACAGGUACUACAAAGGGAGCUAUGCCACCAAGCAGAAUGGGCACAUGAUGAAGGUGACUUCCCAGGACAUCUAUUAUUCGGAAGCGACACCCCUCCAGUCAGACCUCUCCAGGUUCCUCCCAGAUUACCACACACCCUUGGAGACAAAGCCCAAACCACUGGAAUAUGGUGGCCUAAGGCUGGAGUAUCAGCGGAUCCCCAGUGGAUCCUCCCUGGACUAUAGAGAUCCCUUUCCUUACACCCUGUCCCGAGUAUCGGUGCAGAGCGAGUGCCCCAAGGAGAGGCUGGAGUACAGCGACAGCGACUGGGGUCCUGGCCUGGGCAAGGAUGACUCUGACAAGAGGCCGAAGUCAUCCUAUGUGGACCCAGCAAGCCCUCAGCCCGCGAUGAGGCAGAGGUCCAGGUCAGGCUCUGGUCUGCAGGAGCCAGCCAUGCCCUAUGGAGCAAGCGCUUUUAAAGCACACCAGCAAGGACAUUCCUACAGCUCCUACACCUACCCGCGCUUGUCUGAAACUGCAGCAGGCAUCCCCAAGGUGGAUUAUGAUCGAGCUCAGCUGGUCGUUAGCCCACCGCUCUCUGGAUCAGACACAUACCCCCGGGGCCCACUAAAGCUACCUCAAAGUCAGAGCAAAGUCAGCUAUUCAAGCAGCAGCUACCAGUACCCUCUGGUCUAUCACAAAGCAUCCCACUAUCACCAGCAGUCUCUUCAGCCCGGCUCUCCCUAUAUUUCCACUGCCUCCUACCCCAGUUCCCCAAGUAUCACAUCAAGUCCUUAUCCUCCACCCAGCUGGGGAUCCUCCUCGGACCAGCAGCCCUCCAGGGUGUCCCACGAACAGUUCAGAGCUGCCCUGCAGCUUGUGGUCAGCCCUGGUGAUCCCCGGGAGUACUUGGACAGCUUCAUCAAGAUCGGGGAGGGCUCCACGGGGAUUGUCUGCAUCGCCACUGAGAAGCAUACGGGAAAGCAAGUUGCUGUGAAGAAGAUGGAUCUCAGGAAACAGCAGAGAAGGGAGCUGCUCUUUAAUGAGGUUGUAAUCAUGAGAGAUUACCAUCAUGAAAACGUGGUUGACAUGUACAACAGUUACCUUGUUGGUGACGAGCUGUGGGUUGUGAUGGAGUUUCUGGAGGGCGGCGCUUUGACAGAUAUAGUGACUCACACGAGGAUGAAUGAGGAGCAGAUAGCAACUGUCUGCCUGUCCGUCCUGAGAGCCCUGUCCUACCUGCACAACCAAGGUGUCAUCCACCGUGACAUCAAAAGUGACUCCAUCCUUCUCACAAGCGAUGGGAGGAUAAAAUUAUCUGACUUUGGGUUCUGUGCCCAAGUGUCAAAGGAGGUCCCCAGGAGGAAGUCGCUGGUUGGGACGCCAUACUGGAUGGCUCCGGAGGUGAUAUCCCGCCUGCCCUACAGCACCGAGGUGGAUAUCUGGUCCCUGGGCAUCAUGGUGAUAGAGAUGAUUGACGGCGAACCUCCCUACUUCAACGAGCCGCCACUGCAGGCCAUGCGCCGAAUCCGGGAUAACUUACCGCCGCGGGUGAAGGACAUGCACAAGGUUUCCUCGGUCCUCCGGGGCUUCUUGGACUUGAUGCUGGUGCGGGAGCCCUCGCAGAGAGCCACGGCACAGGAACUGUUGAGACACUCGUUUCUCAAACUGUCUGGGCCCCCCUCUUGCAUUGUGCCACUCAUGAGGCAGCACAGACACCGCUGAAGCCAGUGAUUUUUCAAAAGGAGUCCAGAUAUAAUGCCUGCAGCUGUCUGGGAACUGUGGGCAGGGAAGAGUGAAACCUUGUCGAGGAAAACCAGCCCUG
This is a messenger RNA of Pterocles gutturalis (yellow-throated sandgrouse), 2209 nucleotides long. It is a transcript of the gene PAK5, whose product is annotated as p21 protein (Cdc42/Rac)-activated kinase 7. NCBI's taxonomy places the organism in Eukaryota, Metazoa, Chordata, Aves, Pterocliformes, Pteroclidae. The transcript has 8 exons. Gene Ontology annotation, cellular component: cytoplasm. The coding region runs from base 1 to 2109 and encodes 702 amino acids. Gene Ontology annotation, biological process: regulation of MAPK cascade; protein phosphorylation; apoptotic process. Gene Ontology annotation, molecular function: protein serine/threonine kinase activity; ATP binding. The record is from RefSeq and is a predicted model, not a curated record.